Messenger RNA from Benincasa hispida (wax gourd), 1740 nucleotides. RefSeq names its product ERV-F (C)1 provirus ancestral Env polyprotein, putative (DUF604). The record is from RefSeq and is a predicted model, not a curated record. Lineage: Eukaryota; Viridiplantae; Streptophyta; Magnoliopsida; Cucurbitales; Cucurbitaceae.
CUUCCAACGUGACUCUGCUUUCCCCUGUUUUCCACAUUUUCACUUUCAACUUCUAUAUCACUCAAUUCUCUCUUCUUCCUGAAUAUUUUCUCCACAUUAACCAAAAAUGGCCAUUCCUCAUUCCCCCAUUAAACCUCAAUCUUCCUCAAAGCUCACAACCUUCUUCUUAAUCUCCUCAUCUUUAUGCAUUGGCUAUUUUUUCUCCUCUGUUUUCCUCUUACGCACUUUCCACCCUUCUUCAAACCAAAUUUCUUCCCCUCUUUCCCUCCAUCAAAUCGUCUUCGGAAUCGCCUCGAACAAGGAUUCGUGGCCGAAAAGAAAAGAUUAUGUUAAAAUUUGGUGGAAGCCCAAUUUAAUGCGUGGUUGUGUUUUUGUCGAUGACAUUCCUCAAAACGAUGACGCUUCUUCUUCUUCUUCUCUUCCCGCCGUUUGUGUCUCUGCUGACACUUCCCGUUUCCGUUACACUUACCGUAGAGGUUCCCGAUCGGCGAUAAGGGUUGCACGUGUCGUUCUUGAAACGGUGGCUGCCGGACAUUCCAACGUGCGGUGGUACGUUUUUGGUGACGACGACACGUUUUUCUUCCCGGAGAAUUUGGUGAAGACUCUGUCUAAAUACGAUGACGGGCUCUGGUAUUACAUCGGAAGUAACUCUGAAACUUACGACCAAAACAGAAGAUUCAAUUUCGAAAUGGGAUUUGGUGGAGCUGGAUUUGCCAUUAGCCAAUCUUUGGCGAAAACCCUUCGAAAUGUCUUUGAUUCGUGUCUAGAACGAUACCCACAUCUUUAUGGAAGCGAUUGUAGAGUUCAUUCUUGUUUGGCAGAGCUGGGUGUUAAGUUAACCCAUGAACAGGGGUUUCAUCAGGUGGAUUUGAGAGGUAACAUUUUUGGGCUUUUGGCUUCACAUCCAUUAACUCCAUUAGUAACCUUGCAUCAUUUAGAUUAUAUAAACCCAAUUUAUCCUAACAAAACCAUUGGAGAAUCGCUCAAACAUCUUUUCAAAGCCGUCGAGAUGGAUCCUCACAGAGUCGUGCAACAGAGUGUGUGUUAUGAUCGGUGGUUCUCGUGGACGAUUUCAGUGUCGUGGGGUUACGCUGUUCAAAUAUAUGACCGUCAUGUUUUCUUGACGGACGCAUUUAAUGUACAACGAACCUUCACUCCAUGGAAGAAGGAAUUGAAGGCGGAACCUGGAUCUUUUGUAAUGAACACAAUGGAAAUUCAUGAAGAUCCAUGUCGCCGGCCCACGGUUUUCUAUUUCGAUCAAGUUUCUUCCGACUGGAGUGGAUUAAUCAAGAGCAGUUACAAGAAAGAUUUCGUAAAUUGUUCUUUUGGUCCAGCUUCUCCCAGAAGACUUGAAGAAGUCAGAGUUUUGUCUCCUAAACUCAACCUCGAUUUAAAACAGUUGCAGGCUCCGAGAAGACAAUGCUGUGAUGUAUUACCAUCAACCGGAGGUGAAGUAUUGGACAUCGCCAUUAGAGAAUGCAAGGAAGAAGAAUUGAUUCAUAUGCAUUAACUAAUUAACCACAAAAUUAGAAGCUAAUUUAAUUUGGUGGAAUUGAGGGCCAAAAUUGGAUCGGUAUUUUCUAAAAUGAAAUGAAGCAGCCUCAUUAAUUAUGACGGUUUCAUUUUAUGGUAAACUUGUUCUUUAGAUACCAUUUUUGAAUGUUACUUUUGGAACAAAAAUAAAUGUUCUUAUUAUUAUUCAUUGUAUGUUACAAUCAAACAUUAUACAGACACAUGUAU